Molecule: messenger RNA, 1692 nt
Organism: Monoraphidium neglectum
Lineage: Eukaryota; Viridiplantae; Chlorophyta; Chlorophyceae; Sphaeropleales; Selenastraceae
Exons: 8
Coding region: 1-1692 (563 amino acids)
Biological process (GO): protein dephosphorylation
Molecular function (GO): protein serine/threonine phosphatase activity
Source: RefSeq, a predicted model, not a curated record
AUGCUCAAGUCCGAGGACGUGCUGUUUGUGAACCAGGUGGAGCCGGCCCCCGGCCGAUGCCACUCGCUGUUCAUGGUGUGCGACGGCCACCAGGGCGUGGGCGCGGCGCAGCACGUGGUGCAGUGCCUGCCCUGGAUACUGGACCGCACACUGCCCAGCGAGCUGCCAGACUGGGCCAACGCCGCAGGCACAACGAUGACGCUGGUGAUCGUCAGCGGGUGGCUGGUGACUGUGGCCAACACGGGUGACAGCAGUGCUGUGCUGGACUCUGGUGACCACAUCAGCGAGAUCACGUUCAGCCACAGGAUACAGGGCUGCCCCAGCGAGCAGGCGCGCCUGAGAGCAGGGGGCGGCACCCUGGCGCCCCUGGGCUUCCACCUGCAGGGCCCGGCCAAGCCCAAGGAGAUGGGGGUGGGGCCCUUGCGCCUGUGGCCGGGCGGCCUCUGCGUCAGCCGCAGCAUCGGGGACCUGGACACAGGGCCGCUGGUCGUGCCGCUGCCGCAUGUACGCCAGCUGCUGGUGCCCCGAGACAGGGCCCUGCGGCUGGUGAUCGCGUCUGACGGGCUCUGGGACCUCAUGCCUUUCGACAAGUGUGCCAAAGCCCUGCGCAACAAGAUGCCAGCAGAGGCCGCGGCCUACCUGGGGCUGGCUGUUGUGCGGGACAAGCGCAUGGCUGACGACAUGAGCGUCAUCGUGCUGGACGUGUCGCCCAGCCAGGGGCUGCAGUUCCCGGUGUCCGCCCUGCGUUGCUCAGGGGCCGACAAGCCCGUCCCCAAGCCCGCCAGCAGCGGCGGCCUCUUUGCAUGUUUCAAGCCUCACACACAGACGGACUGCUGCUGCGACAGCGGUGGGCCGGUGCAGCUGCUGGCCGACGUGGACUGCCUGGAGGCCUACCCCAUGCACACGCACAACCUGGCGCGCGCGUCGCUGGACCAGAGCGCUGCGCUGAAGGGGGCAGCGCGCAAAACCACAGACUACACCGUGCACGGCAACAAGGCGCACGUGUUCAACACGGAGAACAGCUGGCACGGCUCUGUGGGCGGCAGCGGCCACGGCAGCCUCAACGGGUCAUCCCGCCACGUCCCCGAGCACGCCCAUGGCGGCGGCCUCUUCAACCCCAGCGGCGGCGACAACAGCGACGGCCGCCCACACGGCGACGAUGCGCCUGCAGGGGCGCGCGAUGCGGAGGGCGGCGUGCGGGAGGGGCCAGCGGCGCUGGGCCGCGUCUUCACGCUGCCCCGCGAAGAUGCCAGCGCUGUGUGCGCCGGCGAUUCUGGGUUCCGGGCCACGAGCUACACCAGCUCUGCCGCAGGCACUACCGCCGCAAACCAAGCUGCGCACACCGUCUCCAGCCUGCCUGGCGGCAACCUCGGUGCCGCCGGCAGGCCUGGUGGCGGGGCGCUGUUGCGGGGCGAGGCGGGGCCGCAGCGCAAGAUCACGCCCAACGGCGCCGCCGCGACGCGCGUCGUGCGCAGCGCGAGCGCCACCCUGGAGCGAGACAGCUCGGCGCCGCAGUCGUACGCGCGACCGCAGGCCGGGGGCGGGUCGGCUAUCGGCAACGCGGCCGUCCUGAGGGACAUCUGUGGCACCACUCCCGACGACGCCGAGUCCAUGCUGCAGCAGGCCAGCGAGCUCAUGGACGCCAGUGAGCACGGCCCCAACCGGCGAGGCGGCUACCACUCCGCGAUCUGA